Molecule: messenger RNA, 1239 nt
Organism: Penicillium subrubescens
Lineage: Eukaryota; Fungi; Ascomycota; Eurotiomycetes; Eurotiales; Aspergillaceae
Exons: 2
Coding region: 1-1239 (412 amino acids)
Biological process (GO): L-aspartate biosynthetic process
Cellular component (GO): cytosol
Molecular function (GO): pyridoxal phosphate binding; L-aspartate:2-oxoglutarate transaminase activity
Source: RefSeq, a predicted model, not a curated record
AUGGCAUUUACAAAUCUCGGCGAUCUACCAGUGCUACCGCAGCCCGAGUCAUUCGCCCUGACAGCAGCCUACAACGAGGACACAUUCCCCAACAAGGUCAACCUAGGACAAGGCGUCUACCGAGACAACAAUUGCCAGCCAUGGGUCCUACCUAGCAUAAGAGAGGCCGAACAAACCCUCCACAAUCAACAAGUCAACCACGAAUACCUCCCUAUAGCCGGCCACGCCCAAUUCCUCACCAAAGCACGCGACCUCCUCUUCAGUCCUGCAAUCGCCUCGCAGGACAAUAUAACAAGUAUCCAAGCCGUCGCAGGAACAGGCGCAAACCAUCUCGCGGCGAUAUUCUGUGCGAGGAACCUUCGUCCUAAGAACGUGUUCAUUUCUGAUCCAACAUGGGAUAACCACCAUUUGAUUUGGGAAAUAGCCGCACCCAAUGUGACAAGAAAGCUAUACCCGUACUAUGACCCGUGUACCCGGGGACUCAAUUUCGACGGGAUGCUGUCUGAAUUAGAAAAGUCCGCUGAAGAAAACGAUGUCGUGAUUCUACACGCUUGCGCCCAUAAUCCCACCGGCAUUGAUCCGACGCAGGACCAGUGGAAGAAAAUCGCCGAUGCCGUGCGACGCAAGAAGUUGAUCGUGAUCUUUGACUGCGCGUAUCAGGGUUUCGCAUCUGGAGCUGCCGACGCCGACGCAUGGGCGAUCCGAUACUUUUACACCACGCUAUUCACCGAGUCAUCAUCCUCAACCGGACCGGCAGGAAUGUUCGUCUGUCAAUCACUCUCGAAGAACUUCGGACUCUACGGUGAACGAAUUGGCGCGCUUCACUUGAUCACUCCACCCUUGCUCCCCACUCAGGGAGCCAAGGCGCAUCUAGUCCGAUUGGUUCGCGCCGAGAUCUCAUGUCCUUCUUUGUUCGGUGCCCGGCUUGUUCAUACUGUUUUGGAUGAUACUGAGUUAGUCUCCAAGUGGCACGAAGAUGUGAAGACGAUGGCGCAUAGGAUUAAAGGUGUCAGAGCAUUGCUGAAGUCGGAAUUGGAGACGCUUGGUGCUCAAGGGGAUUGGGGUCACAUUGAGCAGCAGAUCGGUAUGUUUAGCUUUACUGGGCUUUCUAGUGCUCAAGUGCAACAGUUGAGGGAGAAGCAUCAUAUCUACAUGUUGAGCAAUGGGCGCAUGAGCCUCAGUGGAUUGGACGAGGGCAAUGUUGCGUAUGUUGCUCAAGCCAUUAAAGAUGUGUUGUGA